GAGUGAGACAGGACAGGUGAGUUUUGGCCCGUGCAUCAAUGAGCAUCCCAGAUAAAUAUUGCAAACUUUGAUUGUGCCCUCUCCGACUGAAGCAUAAUAUCAACUCCACCGUCAAUCGAGUAUACAGCCAUAGUUAUGUCUAGCAGUACGCUUUCUUCCAAGAGAGCUUCAAGCUCCACAAGCACACCUUCCUCUGAGCACGAGACAAAGCGCGCCAAGAAGUCGGAUGCCCCACCCAAGCAAUACGUCUAUGUUGUUUUGCAUGAAACUUCCUUUGGAGGAGAUCACACAGCCGUGGAAGGCGUCUUCUCUACCGUUGAAGAUGCGACGAACGGGUUGAAGAAAAUUGUCAAUCGGGAGUAUAUCCACUUGUAUGAAGAUGUUGAAGAAGCGGGCAUUGAAGUCACAGAGCGUAAUGGUCUGGUGAAGUGGCAUAGUAGUGAUGCUGGGGAAGGGGAAGAAGUUAGUCUUUAUGUACAGAAGCAUAGUCUACGAGCACCGGGCUCGAUAAGGCAGCGAGAAUGGGGCGUCGAGUCUGGCGAUGAAGACGUGGUGGAAGAGAAACAAGAAGACGGGGGAGUGGAAGAUAUGGAGGAAUAAUUUGACGGCAAUAUCAUUUGGGGCUUUGGUCAGCCAUCAUCUCCGACAAAAGUUUGAAUUCGGCUCAUAUUUGGGUGGCCUCAAUCACUUGUCAAGAAAAGUUGUCCUUCAUUGUUGAUUUGUUCAUUUUCGACACGACUAGCUCCUUACUUUGGCAAUGGGAAAGCGGGUCUCUACUUGAAUGAACCCUUUGGCGUUAUUCAUCUAAUUUAUGAUCAUUUUUUAUGGCACGGCUGAUGGACUCAAGGAAGGGAAACGAUAGGUGAUUUCGACAUCAAUCUAUCGAAUCGGAACGAGGAAUUCAAGGGCCAGGGAAGACAACAAUAUACAGUUUUAUUCCUCGUAAUACCAUGGAUUCUCAAUAUGGAUUUGCUUUCGAUACUAGCUGUAGGACUUGGAUUCCGUAAGCAAAGACUACCUAAGUUGGUUUUGUGUUGCAUUUUCUAGUGUUUCGUCUCUUGAAGUGAUCGUACGUUGACUAAUUCGUGUAGGACUGGGCCAUGACUAUCACUCCUCGGGUUCUCUGCAAGCCCACGACAAUCUAUACUCUCUGAAGAUAAAUCUUUCAGUGAAAAUCAGACGGGGAUCCAGUCUACAUAUAUACCCUUUUGACCGAUCAAGCCUUCCUGGAUGAAUGCUAAUCGUAAACGGCCAAUUUAUGCAUUUAUCGUAGUUUCCAGAGCGAGCAAGAAAAUUUAGGGCGGAUCCUUCUCA
This is a messenger RNA of Botrytis cinerea B05.10, 1314 nucleotides long. RefSeq lists its product as hypothetical. The record is from RefSeq and is a predicted model, not a curated record. NCBI's taxonomy places the organism in Eukaryota, Fungi, Ascomycota, Leotiomycetes, Helotiales, Sclerotiniaceae. The transcript has a single exon. Bases 136 to 600 code for a protein of 154 amino acids.